Molecule: messenger RNA, 301 nt
Organism: Symbiodinium pilosum
Lineage: Eukaryota; Dinophyceae; Suessiales; Symbiodiniaceae
Source: the annotation of a GenBank genome assembly
GCCAGAAAAAGCUGAGUGGAUCGAUCACUCCAAGGACGUGCCGUGGGACCCGCGAUGGGGCCACUCUGUCAUCACUCAGGCGGAUGACACAGUUUGGCUGUUCUUCGGUUGUUGCGAAAAAGGGAAGCCAACGGUGAUGCUUCGCGACGUGUGGACAUUUAAUCCAAUGAAGGGCAUUGGCUGGAAGCAAGCCGACGCCAAGACUCCCUUUGAGGGCAUCCAAGCAACAUCCGCUGCGCUCACAGGCUCCGACGUGUGGUUCGUGGGCGGAUGGUCGCAGCAGCGCGGCACGCUGUCGCAG